UUCAAGGCGUGUAAGGGCAUUAGAUUCUUGUACGCGGACAAGCUACUGCUGAUGUUGGCAGCACAAACGCACACACAUACAUGUACAGACAUGAUUCCAUUCCGUAGUAGGCGCAUCCGUAGCCUUUCUGGCACCAAACGAAACAAAUCUUCAAGGCUAGAAAGAUACUGUGAUAGACUAACCCACCACACACACACACACACACACAGAAUCUGCAACAAUAUAUAUCCCUCUCUAUAGAGUGUCUAUUUAUUUCAAUUAAUACAUUUUAUAGUUGAAUUUUAGCGAGCCGUUUUUAAGAUUUUCAAUAUUUUCUUAAUAUUUUUCAUUGAAAUUUAACUGAAUCAACGCAAAAACAGAAAAAUUUAAUUUAAAAAAAUGGCAACUCGUAUGAAUGAUAUGGGUAUGGAUGUACAAAUUAAUCGUCGGUUAAACAGCAAAUAUGAUGCUGAGAGUGAAGCUGAAGCGAUUGGUUGGGUGAAUCAAUUAACUAGCGAGAAUGUUCCAUUUGGAAGAGAAAAUGUUGCGGCUGCUUUAAAAAAUGGACAAAUAUUGAUCAAAUUGGUUAACGUUGUAUUCGAUGGUACUGCAUCACUGCCUCCAGCAGCGGCUAAAAUGAAGAGGCCAUUCAAAGCCAACACCAUGACUGCACCAUUUAAACAAAUGGAAAAUAUUCAAACAUUUUUAAACGCAGCCUGUGCAUACGGUGUACCUAGAGCCAGUUUAUUUCAAACAGUUGAUCUAUACGAAUUACGCAAUAUGCCACAAGUGUUAAACACAAUUUUACAACUUGGUACAGAGUGUCAAAGGAACAAUUUCAAUGGACCAGUAUGCGGACCAAAACCAACCUAUGAAAAUAAACGUGAAUUCACAGAAGAACAGUUAAGAGCCUCUGAAGGUAUAAUUGGUUUACAGGCUGGAACUAAUAAAUGCGCUAGUCAGGCUGGAAUGAGUCAUGGUGGGCCACGUCAUAUCACUGAUAUUAAAGUUGACGCAGCAUCAAAAGAAAGUCAAGGCGUUAUUGGUCUUCAAAUGGGUACUAAUAAACUUGCCAGUCAAGCUGGAAUGAGUCAUGGUGGGCCACGUCAUAUCACUGAUAUUAAAGUAGACGCUGCAUCAAAAGAAAGUCAAGGCGUUAUUGGUCUUCAAAUGGGUUCUAACAAAGGUGCUAGUCAGGCUGGAAUGAGUCAUGGUGGGCCAAGACACAUUACUGAUAUCAAAGUUGAUGCAGCAUCAAAAGAAGGACAAAAUGUUAUUGGUCUUCAAAUGGGUACAAAUAAACUUGCCAGUCAAGCUGGUAUGAGUCAUGGUGGUCAACGACACAUUGCUGAUAUUAAAGUCGGUGAAAUAUCAAAAGAAGGUCAAAAUGUUAUUGGCUUACAAAUGGGUGCUGGGAAAGAUCAAGUUGCUUCACAGUCUGGUAUGAGUUUCGGUGCCCAACGUCAUAUUGUUGAUUCACAUUAAAUAAAAAACGAAACUCAUCAUCAAUACUUCGAUUCUUAAGUCAUCUUUCUUUUUUCUUUCCUGGGCUUUUUGCUUACUUGGUUUAAUUUAUCAUUCCUAUCUUGCCUUUUAGAAUGAUUAUAUUAAUUCAAUCUUUGUCAUGCUUUGUCAUUGAAUCUUUUAACCAUAAUCUUUAACAAUUGAACAUGUUUUUGCUUUAAAUGGAUUAUCAUGAAUGGCGGGACAAACAUAAUUGGAUAUUAUUUAAAAAAUAAAAACAAAUUUAUUCUGUCUUAUUUCAAACAAUAAUUCUGCCUGUAUUAAUCUAAAGAUUUUGGUGAUUUAUUAUUAUUUUCUUGAAUUCUUAAUAAAAAUAAUAAAAAAAAUACAAUUUGAAAGUGAACUAAUAAUAAUAAUGAUGAUUAAGCAAUAUUGAUUUACUUCAAAUGAUUAUACUUCGCGGCUUAACUCCCGUAUUUAAAACAAACAAAAAGGAAUUGAACAAUUGAACACUUGACUUAUAUAUUUCAUCGCUUUAUGAAAAGGUAUUCUCGUCUCUUUUCUUUGACAUUUUGCUUUUUGAAAAUUCGGUUAUUUAUUUAUUUACUUAUUUAUUUAUUUAUUGAAUAGAGU
Molecule: messenger RNA, 2076 nt
Organism: Trichobilharzia szidati
Lineage: Eukaryota; Metazoa; Platyhelminthes; Trematoda; Strigeidida; Schistosomatidae
Source: the annotation of a GenBank genome assembly